Trematomus bernacchii (emerald rockcod) is the source of this 3261-nucleotide messenger RNA. Its product is annotated as oxysterol-binding protein-related protein 3-like. The record is from RefSeq and is a predicted model, not a curated record. Gene Ontology annotation, molecular function: cholesterol binding. Lineage: Eukaryota; Metazoa; Chordata; Actinopteri; Perciformes; Nototheniidae. The transcript is spliced from 22 exons. Gene Ontology annotation, cellular component: intracellular membrane-bounded organelle; perinuclear endoplasmic reticulum; cytosol. The coding region runs from base 220 to 2670 and encodes 816 amino acids.
CUCCGGCAUUGUAACUAGGAGCAGUAGCCCAAAGCCAGGUACCGUAUGUCUCUACUAUCAGGAUAGGAUGCUUUAGCUUUCGCCACAGAACCUGCUGACUGUUUCGUUGGCCUUCAAAGGUCAGAGUGAUGCUCCUGGCGGCUCUGCUGUGAUCUCUGCUGCUGCGGUUUCCACAGAAACAAAACAACGGUGGGCAGAAAGCGGUUCAGUCACAGAAAGAUGACGUCGUCGUCGCCCACUCACAGUGACAGCAGCGGCUCCUCUAAGCACGACAGUAACCAGGACAGCUGGGAGAUCGUGGAGGGGCUACGGGGGGUUCCUGCCAGCAUGCAGGAGCCCGACAGACAGGAGGGCUUCCUGCUCAAGAGGAGGAAGUGGCCCAUGAAGGGGUGGCAUAAGAGAUACUUCGUGUUGGAGAAAGGCAUCUUGAAGUAUGCGAAGCGCGGACCUGAUAUGAAGAAGGGAAAGCUUCACGGCUGCAUUGACGUCGGCCUCUCGGUCAUGUCAAUCAAAAAGAAAGUCAUGUGCAUCGACCUGGACACGGAGAAUAACAUCUAUCACUUAAAGGUGAAGUCUCCCGAGCUUUUUGAGGAGUGGGUGUCAAAGAUGCGUCAUCACCGCGUAUUUCGGCAGAACGAGAUUGCCAUGUACCCCCAUGAGAGGCACCUCUUCAACCCCCACGCCUCCUCCUCCCCCUCUCUCAGUGAUUCCCUCAGAAAAAGGGCUACUCUGACUAAGCAGGCGUCGGUCCACCAGGCUAAGGUCAGUUCUUGGCUCCACUCCUCAGAAGACAUGAACAAAUGCUGCAAAGACUUGGAGGAAUGUGAAUCGUACCUGCUGGAGCUCAAUCUGCUGCUGAAGAGCAUGGAGGUCCUCCACCGCACUUACUCCGCCCCCGCCAUUAGUGCACUACAAGCGUCUAAUUAUGACAUGCCCAAGAAAGAGAAGAGGCCAAGGAGAUGGCGAUCCAAAAACAAUGGCAAAGAACCCAAAGCCACACUACAGGUCCCAAGCUGCAUCUCCUCCCAAUCCCCUCGUCUCCACGCCUCAAAUCCCAAUCUCUCCACCACGGAGGCAAACGCACCGGAGAUCUGUCCCGAAUCCCCAGACUCGCCUACAGAUGGGUCCCGCCUUCAGGAGGACUUCUGCAGGCUGGCCAACAACAUCCACACCACACUGAAAUCGGCCUUUGGUUCCCUGGUAGCGGAGAGAGACAGACUGAGGCACACCAUCGACCUGCAGGCCCCACAGCCGGCGCAGGUCAUCGGCCUGAAGACCAGCUUUGCCUCAGAUUGUCCAGGAGGCUCCCACUCCUUAGUCCACCAGGUGUCCAAUGAGAGCAAAGGGUCUAUCCCGGAGUCCAUAUCGGAGUUCUUCGAUGCUCAGGAGUACCUCCUCUCCUCUUCCUCCUCUGAGAAUGAGGUGUCCGACGAUGACUCGUACAUCAGUGAUAUCAGUGACAGCGUCUCCAUGGAUACCUAUAGCAACGAGGGAGGCAGUGAGAGACACAACUCUGUUAGCAGCGUGGUGACCCUGGCUCGCCGUCGCUCCGCGCUGCCGUCUACCAGCCCCACCAGCACCGUGAGCCUGUGGAACAUCCUGAAGAACAACAUCGGGAAGGACCUCUCCAAAGUGGCUAUGCCAGUGCAGCUCAACGAGCCGCUCAACACCCUGCAGAGGCUGUGUGAGGAGCUGGAGUACAGCGAGCUGCUGGACACCGCCAACCAGACCCAGGACCCCUUCCAGCGCAUGGUUUAUGUCGCAACAUUUGCAAUAUCUGCAUAUGCUUCCACCUACCAUCGAGCAGGAAGUAAACCCUUCAACCCCCUCCUGGGAGAGACAUACGAGUGUGACAGACCUGAUAAAAACUACAGGUUUAUAGCUGAGCAGGUGAGUCAUCACCCGCCUGUGUCAGCAUGUCACUCUGAUUCAAGGAACUUCACCUUUUGGCAAGAUGUUCGAUGGAAAAAUAAAUUCUGGGGCAAAUCCAUGGAAAUUGUUCCCAUGGGGACCACACAUGUCGCACUACCUGCGUUUGGGGACCACUAUGAAUGGAACAAAGUGACAUCCUGCAUCCAUAACAUCCUGAGCGGCCAGCGCUGGAUCGAACAUUACGGAGAGAUGUCCAUCAAAAAUAUCAACAGUGACGCCUGUCAGUGUAAAGUCACAUUCGUCAAGGCAAGAUCUUGGAGCUCCACAGUUAACGAGAUAGAGGGCGUGAUUACGGAUUCAAAUGGAAAAGUAGUUCACUCCAUCUUUGGAAAAUGGCACGAGUCAGUUUUUCAAGGAGACCCGCCUUCUGCCACGUGUAUCUGGAGAUCAAACCCCAUGCCAGUGGAGCAAGACCAGUACUACGGCUUCACCCAGUUUGCAGUGGAGUUAAACGAGCUGGACUCCAACCUGAGAGCCCUGCUGCCCUCCACAGACACACGCUUCAGGCCGGACCAGAGGCUGUUGGAGGAGGGGAACACAGAAGGAGCCGAGGAGCAGAAGCAGAGAAUAGAGCAGCUCCAGAGGGAGAGGAGGAAAGUGCUGCAGGAAAACAACAUGACCCACCAGCCACGCUUUUUCAAGAAGUCUAACAAUGACACGUGGGUGAGCAACAACUCGUACUGGGAGAUGCGCAGAGACCCUGGCUUCAGUAAAACGGACUUCCCUGUGUUGUGGUGACCUAGGGAGGGAGGUAUACAACUGAAAUAAAACUGAACUGAGAGCAGGCUCCAAGUGUCCUGACCUGGUUAACAUGCAUCACACCAUGUCAUGGUAACACAAACCUAAGGGACUUCCUGCUUCCUCUUCUGGACCGAGCAGAUCUGCUGUUGGUGUUGUUUCUGUUAAAAAUAGUUUCUCCUCUCAUUAUCAUAACUGUAAUCUACAAAAUCUUCAUAUCGUGUUACUUUGCAUCUCAGCAUUUACCAAAGUGCCUUUUUUAUUGCAGUGCCUCACUCAAUCAACUGCUGUAGCGGUUAUGCAUAAACACUUUUAUUCCGAAAAAAAGAUUUGGAUGAUGUCAGUAUAUGUGGACUUCACUGGAGAGGAUCAGGGCUGGAGGUGUCAGCAUCAGGACCUGAGGGUUGUUUUAUGACUAAAGCCAGAAGCUAAUCAGAGGUUUUAGUUAUAAAAGAAAGACUUUAGCCUUUCUUCAGUACGCUGCCUUGUUCUAACGAGUCAUGACUGUCAUAGGACUGUGGAUAAUCAUUGAGGACAAAAAGCAAUAAUACUACAUGUUCAAAGAAGAAAAUAAACUGUACAAUGAAUGGA